Messenger RNA from Dromaius novaehollandiae (emu), 2027 nucleotides. It is a transcript of the gene CTU2, whose product is annotated as cytosolic thiouridylase subunit 2. Gene Ontology annotation, molecular function: tRNA binding; sulfurtransferase activity. The transcript is spliced from 15 exons. NCBI's taxonomy places the organism in Eukaryota, Metazoa, Chordata, Aves, Casuariiformes, Dromaiidae. Gene Ontology annotation, biological process: tRNA wobble position uridine thiolation. The record is from RefSeq and is a predicted model, not a curated record. Gene Ontology annotation, cellular component: cytosol. The coding region runs from base 55 to 1596 and encodes 513 amino acids.
GCCGCGUGACGUCACGGCGGCGCGCCGGGAGCGGCGGGAGCGGCGCGGGCCGCCAUGUGCCAGGCGCGGGAGGACUACGGGCGGCGCGGGCCGGGGCGGCGGGCCCCGCCCCCCAGCUCCCCGCGGACCUGCGCCAAGUGCAAGCAGGGCUCAGCCGCCCUGGUCAUCCGCGUCGGGGAUGCCUUCUGCCGGGCCUGUUUCCGGGAAUACUUCGUGCACAAGUUUCGGGCCGUGCUGGGCAAGAACCGCGUCAUCUUCCCCGGAGAGAAGGUGCUGCUGGCGCUCUCCGGCGGGCUGGCAUCCAGCGCCAUGCUCCGACAGGUCCAGGAGGGGCUGAGCCGGGAGACGGCCAAGAGGCUCCGCUUCGUCCCCGGCCUCGUUUACGUCGACGAAGGAGCCGUGUGCGGGCAGAGCGCGGCGCAGCGGGAGGAGAGCCUGGCCCGCGUGGAGGCCAUGCUGCAGGCCACCGGCUUCCCCUACUACCUGGUCCACCUGGAGCAGGCCUUCGACCUGCCGGGCUCCAUCCUCCGGCGGGGGCCGCGGGGCGGCGAGGAGCCCUGCCCCGGUUACAAGGAGGCCGUGGAGGACUUCAUCCAGCAGCAGCGGCAGGAGGUGGCCGUGGCCGACGGGGACGGAGCCGCCUCCCUGCCCCGGCGCCUGGCCGGGCUCCGCACCCAGGACGUGCCCGCCGGAGGGGAGCCGGCGGCCCCGGGCGCCCAGCUGCCCGCCGCGGCCCGCACCCAGGAGCUGCUGCGGCUUUUCGAGGCCGCGGAGACCCUGACGGCGAAGGAGGAGCUGCUGCAGAUGCUGCGGACGCACCUCAUCCUGCACACGGCCAGGACCCGGGGGUACACCAAGGUCAUGAUGGGGGACAGUUGCACGCGUGUGGCCGUCAAGCUCCUCACCAACCUGGCCCUGGGCCGCGGUGCCUUCCUCGCCAUGGACACGGGCUUCCUGGACAGCCGCCACGGCGACGUGGCCGUGGUGCGGCCCAUGCGGGAGUACAUGGCCAAGGAGAUCGCCUUCUACAACCACUUCUUCGGCGUCCCCACUGUCAUCACGCCUGCCCUCCGCGCCAAGCGCCGCGAGAAGACCAGCAUCCACCGCCUGAUGGAGGACUUCCUCCUGGGGCUGCAGGCAGAGUUCCCCUCCACCAUCAGCACCGUGUACCGGACGGGCGAGAAGCUGAGCACGGCUCCCGCGGAGGUCGGCUCGGAGCCAGGCGCCGAGCCCCAGCUCUGCCUGCUGUGCCUGUGCGCCCUGGACACCCUCGCGGAGGAGGACUUGGCCCUGGAGCCCACCCUGAUCGCGGAGGAGGCGGCGCAGGGACCGGCCGGGGACGGCUGCUGCCACGCAGGGACGCAGGGAAGUUGCUGCCGGAGCUCACCGACGCCGGGGGCUGAGAGCAGAGCUGCCUUCCUCCCACUGCUCUGCUACAGCUGCCGCCUCACCUUCAAGGAACUGGGCCACCCGGACACGCUGCCGCCCUACGUGCGCUCGGAGGCCCAGCGCAGGAGCCGCAGGGCCGAGAUGAAGCAGCAGAUCCAGGAAUUCCUGCUGGAGGACGAUGACGACGAGGACCCCAGCGAGAGCUGAUGAGCACGGCCCCGGCUUUGCCUCCUGCUGGGGACGGACCCCGGUCCCUCUGGGAGAGCCUGGCAGGGCACGGUGCCACCCCCACGGACAGCCAUGGGGACAUGGCCCCUGCGCCCCAGGCUGGGCUCACCAGCACACCUUGUAGGAUGGUGAGGGACCAGAGCCAAGGCUUGGGGACAUGCUGGGUCACCUGCUGUGACACCUGCUGCCCAGGCAGCUGCUUUUAAACGCAAUUUAAAUUAUUCGGUCAGCAGCAGGCGGGUCAGAGAGCCUCGUGUCCCCAGCUGUGCUCAGUCCGUGGGUACCAGGGUGGCCCUGGCCCCACCAAGCGACCCCCUGCUCCCAGCCCCAGGAGUGCGUGAACCGGGGAGGCCUCAGCUUUGUUUUAUUAUAUAUCUGUAUAAAUAAACCAUUUGAAUUUAAAAAAAAAA